Molecule: messenger RNA, 108 nt
Organism: Colletotrichum abscissum
Lineage: Eukaryota; Fungi; Ascomycota; Sordariomycetes; Glomerellales; Glomerellaceae
Exons: 2
Coding region: 1-108 (35 amino acids)
Source: RefSeq, a predicted model, not a curated record
AUGGAUCGCUAUCCGUGUAUCAACAGAUACAAGUACACCGUCAACUGCGCAUCUUGGGUCUGGGUAUAUCGUACUCGUUGCGAAAACUGCGUUCUGUUAAACCUCUAA